AUGGCUCCCGUACAAUUCUGGUCGACCCCUGGUCUCUACAUCAAGUGGGCUGCCCGCAACAAGCCCGCCAUCUUCUGGUCCAUUGUCGUCGGCAGCGUCGGUCCCGUCAUGGCCCUCGUCGUCCCUCCCGUGCGCGCUCGUUUCGGUGACGUACCCAAUGGCCCUCGCAACAUUCCCUCCGGCUACGAAGACUAA
This is a messenger RNA of Aureobasidium uvarum, 195 nucleotides long. Lineage: Eukaryota; Fungi; Ascomycota; Dothideomycetes; Dothideales; Saccotheciaceae. The record is from the annotation of a GenBank genome assembly.